GGCUUGUCUUCUCGGCUGGUUGCACACGUGGCUUCGCAUCCAACCGUUGGUCUCCUCCCUACCGCGCCAGCCCAGCUCCGCCCGCUUCCUCUUCCUCUUCCUGCCGCUCCAAUCCCGUCCCCCCUAUCUAUCCAUCACCCCCGCCAUGGCCACCGCCGCUACCGCCUCGGCCUCCACCUACUGUUGCAACACCCUCCUCCACCUGCCUUGGCUGACCCAUUUCCGUCGCAUCUCCCCUCCUCCAACGCACCGCCCGGAGCUCUCGCUCGCCACCCGCCGAGCCGCGGCCGUCGAGUCAGGGACCGCCCGUUCCGGCCCGAGGGCGAGAGCGAGCUCGGGACCGCCACCGCCACCGGUUUUCGAAACGGUGGAGGAGGAGGAGGAGCGUGGGUGGUCGGAUGCGGAGGCGGAGUUCAGUGACGAGGUGGAGGAUGAGCAGGAGUGGGCGGGCGGCAACGGCGCGGCGCGCGGGGAGGACUUGGGCGCGGACGCCGGCGAGGACCUGAGCGGCUGGACGCGGCAGUGGCCGCGCCCGCGGGAGCUCUUCGUGUGCAACCUCCCGCGCCGCUGCGACGUCGAGGACCUGCUCGAGCUCUUCAGGCCCCACGGCACCGUCCUCUCCGUUGAGGUUUCACGUGAUGCUGAGACAGGAAUUAGCCGAGGGACUGCUUUUGUCACAAUGCGUUCUCUAGCAGAAGCAAGAACAGCCAUCAAUGCUCUGGAUGGAUUUGACUUAGAUGGGCGUGAAAUAUUUGUUAAACUAGCAUCUGAUGUCAUUUCCAAUAGGAAAAAUGUCAACCUGACCCAUAUAACGCCCACAAAGGACCACAUCUUCGAAAGCCCACACAAGAUAUAUGUUGGCAACCUUGCCUGGUCUGUUCAGCCUCAAGACUUGAGAGAACUCUUUACCCAGUGUGGAACCGUUGUUAGUACAAGGCUGCUGACAGAUCGCAAAGGAGGGAGAAACCGUGUGUAUGGGUUCCUUUCGUUUUCUUCGGCUGAAGAGCUUGAGGCCGCAUUAAAGCUUGACAAAACAGUUUUUUUCGGACGGGAUAUCGUCGUCAAGGAAGCUCAUGUAGAGCGUCAGUCGCCAUAAGCUGUCGAGGGUUACACUUCAGAACUCCAGCAUUUUUGUCUGUGGUUUAUUGGCUAAUUGGGUUUACGUUCCAGGCACAGGCCACACAGCUAACAAGCAUGACCCCUUAUGUAUGUAUGAAGCAAUUGAGUUCCCUGUUCAUCAACAAA
Molecule: messenger RNA, 1245 nt
Organism: Panicum hallii
Lineage: Eukaryota; Viridiplantae; Streptophyta; Magnoliopsida; Poales; Poaceae
Product: 28 kDa ribonucleoprotein, chloroplastic
Exons: 4
Coding region: 146-1096 (316 amino acids)
Cellular component (GO): cytosol
Molecular function (GO): mRNA binding
Source: RefSeq, a predicted model, not a curated record